GGUUCUCAUUAUCGAUACUUAAAUAUCGAUAUUUUAGCAAUAUCGAUAUAAUUGACAUAUCGCCAGACGUGAGACGCCCGGCCAUCCCUAGGUAACUCUUUCUUUCAAAAGUUCUGCGAUUGACAAGACGUUGUGAGGACGUCAUGCCUUUUGAGCGUUACGUAGAACCGGGGCGCGUCGCCCUGGUAGCCGACGGUCCUUUGAAAGGCAAGUUGGUGAGUGUGGUGGAUGUCAUCAACCAGACAAGGGCUCUCGUCGACGGGCCUGGUAGCGGUGUCCCGCGACAACAGAUACGUCUGAACCAGCUUCACCUUACGAAGUUCCGCCUUAAAUACUCCUUCACAGCGCCCACACGCGUCGUAAGGAAAGCAUGGACAGAGGCGAAACUCAAUGAAAAAUGGGCUGACAGCCAGUGGGCUAAGAACCUCGCAAAGAAGGAGAAACGUGCGCAAAUGACUGACUUCGAUAGGUUCAAGCUGACCUCUGCGCGCGUUAAGAGGAAUCGCGCCAGAACUGCAGUGUUCAAGAGCAUGAAAGCCAAAGCGGCGCGAAGUGGCACUUUCGGCAAGAAGAGGCUUCCCAAGACGCCAGCGAAGAAGGUCCGCACGAAAAAAGCGUCUGCCGCCAAGCCAGCGAAGAAGUAAUUCUAAUUUUGUGUCAGAAUAAAAGUGUAAUAAAAGGACAAGUGAAAAUAAAGAAUUACUUUUUAAGCUAC
Molecule: messenger RNA, 715 nt
Organism: Maniola jurtina (meadow brown)
Lineage: Eukaryota; Metazoa; Arthropoda; Insecta; Lepidoptera; Nymphalidae
Gene: RpL14
Product: 60S ribosomal protein L14
Exons: 2
Coding region: 144-644 (166 amino acids)
Biological process (GO): translation; ribosomal large subunit biogenesis
Cellular component (GO): ribosome; cytosolic large ribosomal subunit
Molecular function (GO): structural constituent of ribosome; RNA binding
Source: RefSeq, a predicted model, not a curated record